Messenger RNA from Talaromyces marneffei, 705 nucleotides. RefSeq lists its product as uncharacterized. The coding region runs from base 1 to 705 and encodes 234 amino acids. Lineage: Eukaryota; Fungi; Ascomycota; Eurotiomycetes; Eurotiales; Trichocomaceae. The transcript is spliced from 2 exons. Gene Ontology annotation, molecular function: zinc ion binding; nucleic acid binding. Gene Ontology annotation, cellular component: U2 snRNP; U2-type prespliceosome; catalytic step 2 spliceosome. Gene Ontology annotation, biological process: spliceosomal complex assembly. The record is from RefSeq and is a predicted model, not a curated record.
AUGGAUUACCAGAAUCGCGCCGGCUCCAAAUUUGGUGGCGGUGGUGUCGCAUCCCAAUCCGCAACCAACGCAGACCGUCGCGAGCGUCUCCGCAAACUUGCGCUAGAAACAAUCGAUCUUGCCAAGGACCCAUACUUCUUCAAAAACCAUCUCGGCAGCUUCGAGUGUCGACUAUGUCUGACCGUCCACCAGAAUGACGGCUCCUAUCUCGCUCAUACCCAAGGUCGCAAGCACCAGACAAACUUGGCCCGUCGAGCGGCUCGCGAACAGAAAGAAGGCAAAGCUCAAGAUGGCGUUGUACCAGGUGCGAUGGGUGUGCAGGUCAAGAAGAAUGUCGUCAAAAUCGGUCGACCAGGCUAUAAGAUUACCAAGACACGCGACCCGAUGACACGGCAGUUGGGCUUGCUUUUCCAAUUACAGUAUCAAGAAAUCACACCAGGCGUCGUGCCGCGUGUUCGAUUCAUGUCGGCAUUUGAGCAAAAAGUCGAUGAUCCACCAGACAAGAAUUUUCAAUAUUUGUUAGUUGCGGCUGAGCCAUACCAGACCUGUGGCUUUAAACUUCAGGCUCGUGAGAUUGAUCGCAGGGAAGGAAGGUAUUGGACUUGGUUUGAUGAGGAUAGUAAGGAGUUUUGGAUACAGAUUAUGUUCAAGACUGAGCGUGAGGAGAGAUAUAGCGGUGUACCUGGUUUGGCGCCUCGGCCAUAG